Peromyscus maniculatus bairdii (prairie deer mouse) is the source of this 2691-nucleotide messenger RNA. The record is from RefSeq and is a predicted model, not a curated record. Lineage: Eukaryota; Metazoa; Chordata; Mammalia; Rodentia; Cricetidae.
GAGCCAAUUAAUGCACUUAUUAAAAAAGCUGAACAAAUAUGAGGAAAGUUAAGCCAGGUUAUGGGCAAAGCUGAAUGUGUCCCGGCUCGGCCAUGCUUGCCUGUCUUAUUGCUAUGCAGACAAUUGAAAGCAAUUUGAGAACUCACUCUCUCUCUCUCUCUCUCUCUCUCUCUCUCUCUCUCUCUCUCUCUCUCUCUCUCCCUCACUACCACGGAAAAGGAAUCAACUAGACAAAAACUUGAUCGAUUUAAUACUCUGGUAAUGAUCCCAGCAAUUGAGGAAAGGGGGGUGGGGUGGGAAGCCAAUGAGUUUCUUUCUACUCAAAUUCCAUCUCAUUUUUUAUUUUCUCUUAAUUUUUUUUUUUUUUUUUUGAAUCCCAAGUUCCAAAACCUGUCCCCUAUUAUGCAGUGCAAACGAGAACAGAUGGGGAAAAGUUAUGUUGGAAAGGGCUUUGGAGGGCCACAGAGGAGAGAAAUAUGACUACUCAAUGUGUCACACACCAACUUGCAGCUGCCACCAGCCCUUCCCCACAAGAGCUGCGUAUGGAAGCAGCCCGCGGAGCUCAGAAGGAGCAGGCGCACUGCAGGAGGGGGGGGGGGCGUGCAAUUAGAGAACAUUGGCUGCGCUUGUGCUGCCUUGAAAAUAGGAAUCAAGAGUGGGGCAGCAGCUCAGCCAGCAAAAGAGAAAUCAAUCCCAAGGCUAGCCUGCAAAAUGCUGAGCUGCACCCCGAGCGAUCCCACAUGGGAACCGGGAAUCGGCACCACGCAGCCUGUCUCUCUCCAAGAAUGGCCCCUGCACAUCUCAACGCCACCUUUCAGGUCUCGCUGUGUCUAGGACUCGUGCGGAAAAGGUCAUACUGGCUCACAUGCCUGAUGUGGCCUUCCAAUGGAACCAUAGACCCAGAGAGGCACCCAGAACUGCGGCUGCUCUUCUCAAAGCUGACUUCUUGCCUUCCCCAGCCCUGUUUGCCCAGUUCUUCUGAUUGGGACUUCUCCAGGACUGCCUUGAUGGCCCCAGGCUGCAUAGAGGAUCUAAGCCAAGAAGUGGUGAGGAUAAAGCCCAGAGGCUUAUGGGGGGAACCACACUUUCUUAGAGCAGAGCGAUGCAGCCUCCCUUCUCCCUCCCUCCCUCAUCAGACAGCAAACCAGGUCCGGCAGCACUCUGAAGUUGGCUCACGUGGGUCAGUCGCGGAGAAUAUUCUUUGAAGCCUUUACCUCUGAGGCUAAGCCAUGAAAUACCUUUUGUUGUGAAAAGUACCCACCCGAGAAGACUGCUUGGACCUGGUUCAAACCAAUAGAAAGUCUCCAUUAGCUUGCCAGUGACUAGAUGGGCUGUUCAGGAACCCAGUACAGUUCUGGGCCUUUCUCGGCCACAUCCUGGGUUGACACACCUCAGUUGAUAGGAACUACAGAGCUACAGAAGCCGAAAAGCAAGUAGCCUGGUUUCUCGUGGAGAUAAGACAGACCUCCCGGCGCCUUAGUUCUUCCAUGCUGCUUUUGGCCCUCCAGUGAUGACUGUUCAGAGUGAAGGCACCCCAAAGUCUGGGGAACACGGGGAUUCUGAUGCCGAGGGACACGAAUGUCACAGACCCUUAGGACAGAUCUACUCAGUCAGCCAAAUGGCAUGGGGCUGCAUGAGCCAAGGAGAGUCACCAGCCCCUGUCCAAGUCACAAGUGGACGGAUCAAGUGAUACCAGCUGCCAGUACAGCUGUGUCUAUGGGGCCAGCUGUGACCUGGAUUUCAAGGACAGGUGGUUGUGGAGAGUGGAGGAGACAAGGCUACUGUUUCAGUUUUGAGACUGUUCCCUCUCAAAACACAAGGGCGCACCAGUUCCAUUUGCCCCGAAGUCUCAGAUGCUAUGUUGUAACAGAGAAAGAGAAAAAAGUCUAAAACACUAAUAAUCAUAUCUGAAAGGAUGUCAAAAUUAUUGCUUCAAACUAAGAAAGGGCCUGCAUUUUGUUUCUUGUUGUUUCUUUUGUUACUCAAUGGACAGGACGAAGAUCAAAGUAUCUGUUGUCAAAUGAAGAGUCUAUGUUUCUCUGAGUGCUGGGAUUGCAUUUUAACUACUUCAUCAUCCCACCGUGGCAGUGUGUACUUGCUCAGAGUUUCCACUCUCUGCUAACCACACUUGGACAGGAUCCAGCUGGACUUCCCAGCCAACUUUCCGACUAACUGUUCUUUCAAACUCCACCUACAACUUCAUUUCACACUGCUAAACAUCGGCCUUGCUCUGGGUUAGUGUGCUCCAGAUCUCCCCAGUCUGAGACACCCAAGAGUCCCACUGCCCCAUCAGAGACACCCCAGAGUCCCACUGCCCCAUCAGAGACACCCCAGGGUCCCACUGCCCCAUCAGAGACACCCCAGAGUCCCACUGCCCCAUCAGAGACACCCCAGGGUCCCACUGCCCCAAUCACCCCUGCUUUGUUUUCAUUCCCCUAUCUGGUUUGGCCUGGAAUCUGACUUUACGGUGGAGUCGAGUUCUAGACAAGGGAGUUUUUAGGAAAGAGUCAGAGGUGUAUGCAUUGAUAGAACAGCCAAUUCUUUAUGAGUUUAGUGUUUGAAGUUGCAGCCAAAUGGGAGCUAAGAACUAUCUGGAAGUAUUCUAUUUUGACACAGUCCUUGGCUAGAACCAUUCCGAUAGACUCCAAAAUUGUGAUUUUCUCCCACCUGAAAUGAGCAGUAUGAGGAAUC